Papaver somniferum (opium poppy) is the source of this 1467-nucleotide messenger RNA. RefSeq names its product 1-aminocyclopropane-1-carboxylate oxidase homolog 1-like. Lineage: Eukaryota; Viridiplantae; Streptophyta; Magnoliopsida; Ranunculales; Papaveraceae. The transcript is spliced from 3 exons. The record is from RefSeq and is a predicted model, not a curated record. The coding region runs from base 117 to 1265 and encodes 382 amino acids.
GCUAUCACACUUCAUUAUGGAGCAGAAAAGUAACUAGAGAAGUACUCCCAAGUCUUCAUACUACCGAUUACAUCUUCCGACUUAAACCAAAGAUAACAGAGAACACCACCGGAUUGAUGGCGGAUUUAAAUGGUGACAAUCUUGAUAUUUUGUCUCGAUUUGAGUCGAAUAACUACGAUCGAAUGAAAGAAUUGAAGGCUUUCGAUGAGACUAAAGCCGGAGUAAGAGGCUUAGUUGAUGCAGGAAUUAAAGAGAUCCCAAGGAUUUUCAUUUCCACAACAGCCGCGGACGAUGACAUGAAGAAGAAGAAGAAGGCCGGAUCAUCAUCGAAAGAAUUUAGCAUCCCUGUUAUAGACCUCGGAGACAUCAAGAAAGGGGAUGAUCAUCAACGAAAAAUGAUCGUUGAUCAAGUCAUGAGCUCAUGUGAGAAUUUCGGUUUCUUUCAAGUAGUGAACCAUGGUGUUCCCGAAAAUCUCAUGGAUGAAAUGCUCAAAAAAGUCCACAUGUUUCACGAACAACCAGCUGAGGCUAAAGCUUCCCUUUAUAUACGUAAUUUUGCACUAAAAUCUACCUAUGUAAGUAAUUUUGAUCUUUUCCAAGCAGCGGCUGCUAACUGGAGGGACACUUACUACUGUUCCUUGGCUCCUACACCUGCAAAACCAGAAGAAAUUCCAAUUAUUCUAAGGGAUACCAUGAUGGAGUACUCAGAUCAGAUUGAAAAAUUAGGAUUGAAAGUGUUCGAGUUAAUAUCAGAGGGUCUGGGAUUGAGGCGAAACUAUCUUAAGGAUAUGGAAUGUGCUAAAGGUUGGGCUCUUCUCUGUCACUACUAUCCAGAGUGCCCCCAACCGGAACUCACUGUUGGCACAUCCAAACACGCUGAUUCAGAUUUCCUCACUAUACUGCUACAAGAUGACCACAUUAGUUGUCUUCAGGUACUUCAUAAGAAUCAAUGGGUUGAUGUCCCUCCUGUACAUGGUGCUCUCAUUGUGAACGUCGGUGAUCUUUUACAGCUUAUAUCGAAUGAUCGGCUUAAGAGUGUGGAGCACAGGGUCCUAGCCAACCUUAAAAAUCCCCGAGCGUCAGUUGCGUGUUUCUUUAACGGCACUCAUCUGGAACAACCAACAAGAAAGUAUGGACCUAUCAAAGAGUUGUUCUCAGAAACCGACCGUCCUAAGUAUCGCGAAACAACGAUAGACGAGUAUAUAAAACACUAUAAUGCAAAAGGUCUUGACGGAAAAUCUGCACUAACAUUAUUCAAGCUUUGAACAGUCCCGUCCACACCACAGAUAUAUCAACCUGAAUGUAGCCAAGCUUGUAAAAUAGGGUGUUCAUAUUGGCUAAUAAGUUGUUUUGUAUGCUAAAAACAAUUAGAGUUGUUAAACGCCUAAAAUUUAUGUCUUGCUCUCUAAUGCAUAUGUACCGACUCAAAUAUCUUUUGAUACGUGAAAUUUACAACUGUUGCUCAAA